This is a messenger RNA of Mercurialis annua (annual mercury), 1610 nucleotides long. Its product is annotated as iron-sulfur protein required for NADH dehydrogenase, mitochondrial. The transcript has 9 exons. Gene Ontology annotation, cellular component: mitochondrion. The coding region runs from base 140 to 1021 and encodes 293 amino acids. The record is from RefSeq and is a predicted model, not a curated record. Gene Ontology annotation, molecular function: ATP binding; ATP-dependent FeS chaperone activity; 4 iron, 4 sulfur cluster binding. Lineage: Eukaryota; Viridiplantae; Streptophyta; Magnoliopsida; Malpighiales; Euphorbiaceae. Gene Ontology annotation, biological process: mitochondrial respiratory chain complex I assembly; iron-sulfur cluster assembly.
CCCGACAUUUUUCAUUUUCAUCGUCUCUGGACAACAUUCUCCCCAAAAAAUUAAAAUUAAAAAAUUAAAAUUAAAACCUCUCUAGUACCAUAAAUUCCGAUCAGCUUCAAAGACAAGAACAAAUUAAAUAAAUUCAUUAAUGAAGGGCUUUUUGCGACCUUUAAGUAGGCUGGGAGGUUCAAGAAGCUAUGCGGGGCCGUUUAAUAAAUCGAAGCUGAGACUGGAAGGUGUUAAGGAUGUUAUCGCCGUUGCUUCCGGUAAAGGCGGAGUCGGAAAAUCAACCACCGCCGUUAAUUUAGCUGUUGCGCUAGCAAAUAAGUGCCGACUAAAUGUAGGAUUACUUGAUGCUGAUGUUUAUGGACCGUCGAUACCGACAAUGAUGAAGAUUGAUAGGAAACCAGAUGUUACUGCAGACAGGAAGAUGAUACCGAUUGAGAAUUACGGAAUCAAGUGUAUGUCUAUUGGGUUUCUAGUGGAGAAGGAUGCUCCUAUUGUAUGGAGAGGGCCAAUGGUGAUGAGUGCUCUUGAGAAAAUGCUGAGAGGAGUUGAUUGGGGAAAUCUAGAUAUUCUUGUGGUUGAUAUGCCCCCUGGCACAGGCGAUGCUCAGUUAACUAUGAGUCAAAACCUGCAAUUAUCGGGUGCUCUCAUUGUCUCAACUCCACAAGAUGUUGCAUUGAUAGAUGCACGCAGAGGAGUUCAAAUGUUCUCUAAAGUUCACGUUCCUAUCUUGGGAUUUAUAGAGAACAUGAGCAGCUUCAAAUGCCCACAUUGUGGUGAUACUUCAUAUAUUUUUGGGGAAGGAGGAACCCGGAAGACAGCUGCUUCAAUGGGUUAUGAAUUUAUCAGUGAGAUACCGCUAGAAGUAGAGAUUAGAAAAAGCUGCGAUGAAGGCGUCCCUAUAACAAUAUCAUCACCUGAUUCUGCAGUCUCCAAAGCAUAUAGUGAUGCAGCGCAAAAUGUUGUUAACAGACUCGAGGAAUUGGCAAAGGAGAAAACUUUUCAACCAGAGAUCAAUUUAUGAAAAUGAGCAAUCUGGAGAACAAUCGCCUAACUAUGGUACAAUUUUCAAAUUUUGGGACGAGAUUGAUGCAUCUUUAGACCUGCUUAGGAUUGAAACUACUCUCGAUGCUCGGUAGGUAGCUCCGCUCUGUAGGGCUCAGAAAGGCGGCGAUCAGUUUGCACCCAAUUGAGCGCGAACCGUUCACUUAUAGAUGUAACAGUUUCAGUGGAGGAUGAGUUUGUGAAAGCAGAAUAUAUCCUCUGUGCUUUAUUGACUGGUUUACAAGCACAUACCACAUAUUGUGUCGUUAUGCCUUUGCUUUUUCUAUAUUUUGUAAUGCAAAGCAGGAUUCAAAGAGGAUUAGGGAAUGGUUGGUGAUUUCUCCUUGAAGAACAAAAGGAAAUAUUAUUGGUCAGAAUUAUGUACAUGGUAUAUAUUCUCCACUUGCAUAGGGGAAAUGGGAAUUUGCAUUCUUAUUUACAAUAGACCCCUAAAAGUGGAUUAGUGUUAUCUAAAUGUGUUAUUGUAGAUCAUAACAGAAAUCAACAUUGUCUACAUUAAGCACUUCUAUUCAAUUAAGAUUACACUAAUUAAACUUUACCAACCGUAA